Molecule: messenger RNA, 1686 nt
Organism: Daldinia caldariorum
Lineage: Eukaryota; Fungi; Ascomycota; Sordariomycetes; Xylariales; Hypoxylaceae
Product: beta-lactamase/transpeptidase-like protein
Exons: 5
Coding region: 1-1686 (561 amino acids)
Source: RefSeq, a predicted model, not a curated record
AUGUGGCCAUUUGGGUUCAUAUUAUUGUUUACUAUAUUUGGUGUACAUGCUAAGGAGAAUUGCCCCCUAUAUGGCUUAGGAUACCCAAAACCUACCAACCUUCUUGCCCAACCAGGAGUCCAGAACGCAGCAGAAGCUCUAGAUUCUGUGUUUGCUCAAUACAUUGAUAAUUCCAACACGACAGGGUCUGAUCGGUUCUCCUAUUCAGUCGAAGUAUUUUCCGCCGAUGCCGACGAGCCGCUGUGGUCGCAUUAUUGGACUGCGACUAACUUGAAAACUCUCAACUCAACAGGCGUCAAAAAGGUGGAUGGUGACACCGUGUACAGACUUGGGAGCGUUACUAAGAUAUUCACUAUCUUGACGUUCCUCGCCGAAGUAGGCGACACUAUGUGGAAUGAGCCCAUCACCAAGUAUAUCCCCGAGAUCAAGGCGAUGGUCACCGACGCCGAUACUUCUCACUCCAUUUCAAAACCCGAUUGGGAGUCUAUUACCAUCGGGUCGCUGGCAACUCAAAUGUCAGGCCUCGUCAGAGACUCAAACGCGGAUAUACCUCCGUGUGGUAAUAGACCGGUGUGUAAUAGAACGCAAUUUUUCGAAGGUCUAAGUAAACUUCCCCCCUCAUUUUCGCCAUUCGUCACGCCAGCAUACUCGGAUAUCGGAUACACUCUUCUCGGGUACGCUCUUCAACAGAUGACGGGAAAAUACUUCGGCACGAUCGUCCAGGACAGGGUCAUUAAGCCGCUUGGUUUAAAUCGUACAUUCUACACGACGCCGGCGGAUUCUGUUGGCAUUAUACCAGGAGGUCGCUACCUAACAAAUUGGGCCUUCGACAUGGGCAACGAGUCACCGACUGGCAAUAUGUAUACGUCUUCUUCGGAUUUAUCCCGAGUCGGCCGAGCUAUACUACGAUCUACUCUCAUGCCUCCGGCUGUGACGAGAAGAUGGCUCAAACCGGUGACCUUUAGCUCAGACCCAAGGUCCGGCGUAGGCGCGCCGUGGGGUGUGCGCCAGCUUCCGUUUUCUAAAGAAUCACCUUAUCAAUUCGCUACUACAUUCAAUAAAGCUGGAAGUUUAGGGAAAUAUAGCGCAUUGCUAGCUGUCAUCCCGGACUUCAAUAUCGGAUUCUCCAUCUUAGCCGCUGGCGAUGUUCCUCCUAGCUUACCUAUGGAUAUAGCAGACACAUUGUCGAAUACUUAUCUCCCGACCAUGGUGAACACGGCACGGAUUCAAGCGGAUGAGCUCUAUGGGGGAGCAUAUAAACACCCCGACUCUGCGGUAAAUUCAUCUUUAAAUGUAGUGGUUGACAGCAGAACUCCUGGUCUGAGUCUAAGCUCGUGGAUCAGUAAUGGGACGAACCUAUUAUGGUACUCGGUAGCCAUAGGCCAGAACAUAACAAAAGAUUAUUGGGAAAAGGUUCGCCCAAGCGUCCGACUCUAUCCGACUGGGCUGUGGGACGCGACAUCCGACGGAGGGAAAAGAGUUGCGUUCAAGGCAGUAUUCGAGGACCUUAGCUUGCCCAACGUUUCGAAACCUUUCACGACGGACUGCUCGACUUGGGUCAGCGUCGCAGGGAUCAUGUAUGGCUCCAAACCAUUAGACCAGUUUAUCUUUAACAUCAACGCCGGCGGAAAUGUGACGAGCGUUGAAAAUGGAGCGCUAAGGAAUAGACUAGAAAAAGUACCAUGA